Molecule: messenger RNA, 957 nt
Organism: Hyaena hyaena (striped hyena)
Lineage: Eukaryota; Metazoa; Chordata; Mammalia; Carnivora; Hyaenidae
Gene: IL15
Product: interleukin 15
Exons: 7
Coding region: 172-660 (162 amino acids)
Biological process (GO): immune response; positive regulation of immune response; positive regulation of cytokine production
Cellular component (GO): extracellular region
Molecular function (GO): cytokine activity; cytokine receptor binding
Source: RefSeq, a predicted model, not a curated record
CGCCAGGGAAGGGAGCCAGGUGGCAGCGCCCGUCCGGCUACGCCGCUCGCUGCACCCGAGACCCGCAGCCCGGACUCGAUGGAGGAAGUAUUCUGGAUGGAUGGCUGUUGGAAACCCACUGUCAUAACCAGCUCUUCUUCAACACUUAAGGAUUUAUCCUGGCAUUGAGUAAUGAGAAUUUCGAAACCAUAUUUGAGAAGUACUUCCAUCCAGUGCUACUUGUGUUUACUUCUGAACAGCCAUUUUUUAACUGAAGCUUGCAUUCAUGUCUUCAUUUUGGGCUGUAUCAGUGCAGCUCUUCCUAAAACAGAGGCAAACUGGCAGUAUGUAAUAAGUGAUUUGAAAUUAAUUGACAAGCUUAUUCAAUCCAUACAUAUUGAUGCCACUUUGUAUACUGAAAGUGAUGUUCGUCCCAAUUGCAAAGUAACAGCGAUGAAGUGCUUUCUCCUGGAGUUACAUGUUAUUUCGGUUGAGUCCAAAAAUGAAACCAUUAAGGAAACAGUAGAAAACAUCAUUAUCCUAGCAAACAGCGGUUUACCUUCCAAUGGGAAUAUAACUGAAACGGGAUGCAAAGAAUGCGAGGAACUGGAGGAAAAAAGCAUUCAAGAGUUUCUGCAGAGUUUUGUACAUAUUGUACAAAUGUUCAUCAACUCUUCUUAAUUGUCAUUGAUCUCCUUCAGCACUUCUGCUGUUAACAAAGAUCUUCCUGUGGCUUAGAGGCAGUGAAACUCUGCAUUUCACUUGUGCUGCCAAACAGAUUUUUUAACCAAGAGGAUGAUCCGGAAUCUUGGAUCGCACGAACUUUCAGGAAUGAAGGCAGAAAAAUGUCAUUGAGUAACAUGGAGUCUAUGAACUGUCUUCAUAGUUGUUUCAUUCAUUUAUUCUUAAUUUAUUACUGAAAUUGUACAUAUUUGUAGCAUACUAUAAAGUAUUGAAUAAAGUUGUGCCUAUACUUUA